Molecule: messenger RNA, 570 nt
Organism: Bursaphelenchus xylophilus (pine wood nematode)
Lineage: Eukaryota; Metazoa; Nematoda; Chromadorea; Rhabditida; Aphelenchoididae
Source: the annotation of a GenBank genome assembly
AUGGCCUCCGUCGCUGUCGAUCCCCCAGCCUGCCAGGUCCCCGCCGCCGGUGGAACCUCCACCCACCAGCUCAACAACUCGGGCGCCACCCGUCUCGCCUUCAAGGUCAAGUCCUCCAACAACAACGAGUACCGCCUGAAGCCCGUCUUCGGAUUCAUCGAGCCCGGAGCCUCGUCCGCUUUGGAGAUCACCCGUUUGGUAGGUUUUGGAGCUACUUGUGGGGGAAAGCUUAGGCUUGUGGAUAAAACAGAGGUGCUUUUAGGCUUAGGGUUGUGCUUGCAAAUUUUUGGGCAAUCAUGGCCUUUCUACUGUUCAAAAUAUGUCUGUUACCAUUGAUUUUUGACAUAAUUUUGCUCUUUUCUUCAAACUAGGUGUAUAAGCUUUUAUCAGAAGUAUCAGUUUGUCCUCCAUUAUAAAAUUAAUCUCUCCCAUUUUCAGAACGGAGCCCCAAAGGAAGACAAGAUGGUCAUCCAGUACGCUGAGGUCCCCGCCGACGCCACUGACCCCCAGGCCCCCUUCAAGGCCGGUCCUCCAGCCGGUGAAGUCGUUCUGCCCGUCACGGCUGCCUAA